This is a messenger RNA of Aplosporella prunicola CBS 121167, 2931 nucleotides long. RefSeq lists its product as uncharacterized. Gene Ontology annotation, biological process: DNA recombination; nucleotide-excision repair, DNA gap filling; DNA biosynthetic process. The record is from RefSeq and is a predicted model, not a curated record. Gene Ontology annotation, cellular component: DNA ligase IV complex. The transcript has 5 exons. Bases 1 to 2931 code for a protein of 976 amino acids. Lineage: Eukaryota; Fungi; Ascomycota; Dothideomycetes; Botryosphaeriales; Aplosporellaceae. Gene Ontology annotation, molecular function: ATP binding; DNA binding; DNA ligase (ATP) activity.
AUGCGCUCCCGUGAGGCUGCCGAGGAAGAGCUGAGCCAGUACGCCCACGGCCCCUUGACCCUGGACGAACUCGACGAAAAAUACCCAAAUCGGCCACACAAUCACUCCAAAACAUUCCCCUUCCGUGACCUCUUUCUCACCCUCUUCAAUCCCCUCAAUGAAAACAAGAAAAAGCCCACUGGUCGUGCCAUUGCACGCAAGAAACUAGGCCCCGUCGGAUCCUCCCUCACGCCAAACGAGGUCCGUCGUAAAAUCGUCGAGCGUUUCAUUUCAAGAUGGCGCAGAGACGUCGGCAACGACAUCUACCCGGCCUUCCGGCUCAUCAUCCCCGAGAAAGACCGCGACCGUGCCAUGUAUGGCCUCAAGGAAAAGGCCAUUGGUAAGCUUCUCGUGCGCAUCCUCCGCAUCGACAAGGACUCGGAGGAUGGCUUCAACCUGCUCAACUGGAAGCUGCCGGGGCACACGACGCACUCUGUCAUGGCGGGUGACUUUGCCGGUCGAUGCUUCGAGGUCAUUUCGAAGAGGCCCAUCCUCACCAAGCCCGGCAACAUGUCCAUUGCCGAAGUCAACGAGAAGCUUGACUUGCUCUCGGCUGCUUCAAAGGAAGAGGAGCAACUCCCUAUCUUCCGCGAGUUCUAUAAACGGAUGAACGCCGAGGAGUUGAUGUGGCUGAUUCGGAUCAUCCUCCGCCAAAUGAAGGUCGGAGCAACCGAGAGGACCAUCUUCGCCAUCUGGCACCCAGACGCGGAAAACCUGUUCAACGUGUCUUCGAGCUUGCGGAGAGUCUGCUGGGAGCUAUACGAUCCCGCGAUCCGCCUAGACGGGGACGAGCGUGGAAUCAAUCUCAUGCAGUGCUUCCAACCGCAGCUCGCUGCUUUCCAGAUGCAUUCGUUUGAGAAGAUGGUGGCUAGAAUGAAGCCAACAGAGGAUGACGACGAGUUUUGGAUUGAGGAAAAACUUGACGGUGAGCGCAUGCAGUUGCACAUGAUUGAGGAUGAUGCUGUGCCCGGCGGCAAACGCUUCAGCUUUUGGUCCCGCAAAGCCAAAGACUACACCUACCUGUACGGAACAGGGAUCCUAGACGAGAACAGCGCGCUCACCCGGCAUCUUAAGGACGCUUUCAGCGAUGGAGUGCGUAACAUAAUUCUCGAUGGCGAGAUGAUCACUUGGGACAUGGAGCAAGACGCAAUGGUCCCCUUCGGAACACUGAAGACGGCAGCUUUAGCACAGCAACAGAAUCCGUUCUCGAGCGGGCAAAGGCCGCUGUAUCGUGUCUUCGACUGCCUUUACCUCAAUGACCAGCCACUCACCAAUUACACGCUUCGCGACCGGAGGCGGGCGCUUGAAGCAAGCAUUAACUCGGUCAAUCGCAGGCUCGAAAUCCACAGCUACACAAAAGCACGCAGCGCGGCAGACAUCGAGCCGCUUCUUCGGCAAGUCGUUGCCGAGGCGUCUGAAGGCCUGGUCAUCAAGAGCCCUCGCUCAAUGUACAAGCUCAAUCAGCGCAAUGACGACUGGAUCAAGGUGAAGCCAGAGUACAUGACGGAGUUUGGCGAAGACCUCGACUGCGUCGUGAUUGGCGGGUACUACGGCUCUGGCCAUCGCGGCGGAAGGCUGUCGAGCUUCCUGUGUGGUCUCCGCGUGGACCAAAACCAGAUCGACCAGGGCGCGAAUCCGAUGAAGUGUUUUUCGUUCUUCAAAGUAGGCGGUGGCAUGACGGCUGCAGACUACGCUGCCAUCCGACACCACACGGACGACAAGUGGGAGAAGUGGGACGCCAAGAGGCCGCCGACCGAGUACAUUGAGCUCGGCGGCGGCGAGAGGCAGUACGAGCGGCCCGACGUGUGGAUCAAGCCGUGCCAUUCGGUCGUCCUGUCGGUCAAGGCGGCUUCUGUCGGGCCCACGGACCAGUUCCGCAUGGGGCUGACGCUCCGGUUCCCGCGGUACAAGAAGCUGCGGACGGACAAAGGGUGGAAGGACGCGUUGUCGAUCCAGGGGUUCAUGGACCUGAAGAACAAUGCCGAGAAGGAUCGGGCGGACAAGAAGUUCAAGGUAGACGACGGGCGGCGGCAGCGGCUGAAGCGGGCGAAGAAGAAGCCGCUCACGGUUGUGGGUGCGGACGACGUCGUCAGGACGCCGUAUGCUGGGCCGCACACCAAGGUGUUCGAGGGCCUCACGUUCUUCAUCAUGAGCGAGUGCCUCAAGCCCAAGACGACCAAAGCCGAGCUGGAGCGCAUCGUCAAAGAAAACGGCGGCAAGCUCGUGCAGACGCACGCCGCGGCAGCAAAGGUGCUGUGCGUCGCGGACCGGCGGCUCGUCUCGGUGGCGUCGCUGGUGAAGAAGGGGAGCUGCACGAUUGUGCGGCCGGCGUGGGUGCUCGAGUGCGUCAAGCAGGCCGAGACGGACAUUGGGCGGCCGAGCUUGCUGCUGCCGUAUGAAGAGAGGCACAUCUACCACGUCUCGGCGGACGACCCCGUGCAGAUUGACGGCAACGUCGACGAGCACGGCGACAGCUACGCGCGGGAUGUUGGGAUGGAUGAACUGCGCGAGAUCCUCAAAUCCAUGCCCGACAACGAGUACAAAGGCACGCUGGACGCGCAGGACCUGCUCGGAAACGAAGACGACGACGACCAGCUCCGCGGCUGGCUCUUCCGCGGGCUCAAAGUGUACGUCGACACGGCCGGCACAGAAGCAGGCACAGAGCUCUCGCUCGCAGCCACCACAGUCGCGUUUGCAGGCGGGGCGGUAGCGCGCAGCGUGGACAAUGCUGAAGUCACGCACGUGGUUGUAGAGGAGCGGGAGCGGGCGCGGGAGCUGCGGGCGCGGAUAGCGGGACGGGCGCGCGUGCCUAGGGUUGUGCGUGUGGGGUGGGUGGGGGAGAGUUGGCGGGAGGGGACGCUGCUGGAUGAGGAGGGGUUUGCUGUUGUUUAG